This is a messenger RNA of Pseudomassariella vexata, 1509 nucleotides long. Its product is annotated as amidase signature domain-containing protein. The transcript is spliced from 2 exons. The coding region runs from base 1 to 1509 and encodes 502 amino acids. NCBI's taxonomy places the organism in Eukaryota, Fungi, Ascomycota, Sordariomycetes, Amphisphaeriales, Pseudomassariaceae. The record is from RefSeq and is a predicted model, not a curated record.
AUGGUCGAAGUCAAAGAAAUUACCAUAGCCCAAGCACAAGAUGGUUUCAGACGCGGCGACUUCACCGCCAAGGAUCUGGCCACUACGUUCCUUGAACGCAUCGAGAAGCUCGAUAAAGCCGGCCCGCGCGUCAACGCAACAUUGGCCAUGUCGACCACAGCACUUGACGACGCCGCAGCCCUGGAUGAAUACUUCCGGAACACCAAAAAGUUCAAGGGCAGACUCCACGGCAUCCCUGUAUUGGUGAAGGAUCAAGCCGAUACCAAGGGGAUGGUGACAACCUACGGCUCAGACGUAACUCGAAACAAUAUCCCUGACGAGGAUGCCACCGUCGUCACCAAGUUGAAGGAAGCUGGUGCCGUCAUUCUAGGGAAGACCACAAUGGCGGAGUGGGCAGCAGUCUGGUACUCUGGGAACGCCGCGACUAAUUAUGAGUACACCAAAAACCCAUACAAUCUGAACCACGACGUGAGUGGUUCGUCAGGAGGUUCGGCCGCUGCAGUUGCUGCCAAUUUCACCGUCCUCGCUGUGGCAGAGGACACGGGAGGUUCGAUCCGGGUGCCCAGCUCAUUCUGCAAUUUGGUGGGCAUCCGCGUCACCCCAGGUCUCAUAUCGCGCCAUGGCUUCUGCCCGCUGAUCAAGAACCACGAUACACCAGGACCAAUGGCAAGAACUGUUACCGAUUGUGCCCUGAUGCUCGACUGCAUGGUAGGGUUUGAUCCGAAAGACGACUUCACGGGCUUCGCAGCAACAGCAGCAGCCCUUGGCCUGCCGAGCAACGGAAGCUACGCCGCAAAUCUCGACCAAGGGCCCUCGAGGUUGAAGAAAGCGAAAAUCGGCGUCGUAAGACAGCGCUUCGGGCCCGUUUGCGAUCCGUACUGCAAAGCCGUCAACACGGUCAUAUCGGCGGCGAUGGACAUGCUAUCCAGUGCCGGCACGACAUUUAUCGAUGUGCACAUCGAUAAUCUCGACCAUUACCUGGAUUACACGCAGACAUAUACGAUUCGCUCUCGCAGUGAUAUCAACGAGUUCCUGGCGGCGAAGCCCCAUCUCCCGCAGGACAUCGCCGACAUCUUGCCAAAAGAACCGCCAAAGCAUUUCAUGGAUUUUUUGUGUGCCGUGGCGCAUGGACCGAAAGACCCCCAGGACGACCCGACUUAUCUAGACAGGAUACUGCAGCGGGAUGAGUUGAAGCGCAAGUUGGAUUGCCUCAUUGCAUCGCUCGGCCUGGACGCUCUCACGCUGCCCGAUGUUCAAGUCCCGCCGCCACAUUUCGAGGACUGGACCAAGAACGGUCGUUUUGAGGGGAAGGAGUUCCCGACGAACACGUUUUUGGCAUCAAUGACCCGACUACCGGCUGUGACUGUAUCGGUUGGCUUCACGGAGAACGGGUUGCCUGUGGGUAUUGAGUUCAUUGGUUUGGAACAUCAAGAACAACACUUGCUCGAGUUGGCGAGAGGGGUAGAGGUGAUUGUUGCGGCAAGGAGGGCGCCGCCAGGGCCAUUGUAG